UGCUGUCUGUGCGUGGAUAAUCUCAUGUAGAAGCAGAAAGCGCACGGUGGAGACGUGUGUGUGUGGUUUUUUUUGUGCCAUCCUGACAGAUAAUGUCAUUGAGAUAGGAUUCUUUAAAUUUCUAGCACCUUGCAUACACAUCAGAUCAGACAGCUCCGGGUGCGUAAACGGAUCGUUUCAUUUGCAUUAAUAAAUCAUAAAGAGGUCAUAUCUUCAGGGAACAGUUUGGACAGUGGUCUAACACCUCUCCAAAGGAAUGAAUAAGUGCUAGAUCUCCGUCCACCGUUUCCAUGCAACAGCGCAGGCGGCUCUGAAGCCACAGGAGCUCCACUAGAUGCUGUUGCAGAAAGCGACGACGCAUUAGAUCAGGUUAGAGGGUCUGAGUAGGAACCCGGAGCGCGUAUUUAAACCCGAUGGAGCGUCAAGAUGAUGGAGAUGAGCCGGUUGCGAGCUCCAGCCGUCAUAACAGUGCAGAGGAGCCCGGUUCUCCUCCCUUGGAUUGUGAGCACUCGGGCAGCCCUCAGCAGGAGGAGUCCAACACCAUGAGGCGAAACGACAACUACCUGCCGGUCCCUGGAGAGGAGAAGAACCUGGACGUGGACUUCAACACCACCACCAGGAGGAAUGAGUCCAUACCAAUGAAAAGCCUUUAUGGGGACGACGGCUCACCCCUGUCCCCGAGGCUGGGCCCUUACUUCUCCGAUGGGCGGCGGCGGGUGGAUUACGUGCUGGCGUACCAAAUCCAGAAACCCAACAGCAUCCGGCGCCAGUCGUCCAGGUUCGGCGAGACCAACUUUAUCCGACGGCUUCGGCGCAGCCUGAGCAUGAGAAGCAGUCGAGCCCCCCUGCAGCCCAAAGAAGACCCCGAGAUCGCCGCCCAGGAUCAUCGCACCGACUACCACGAAGACGACAAGCGCUUCAGGAGGGAGGAGUUUGAGGAGAACCUGCUGGAGACCGGACUGGAGCUGGAGAAGGAUGAAGGGACUAAGAUCCCUGGAAUUGGCUUUCUGAAAAUCCACGCUCCUUGGAACGUCCUUUGUCGAGAGGCUGAGUUCAUGAAGCUCAAAAUGCCAACAAAGAAGUUUUACGAUGUAAAACAAGGCAGUAACGUGGUGGAAAAGAUCCGACUGUUUAUUCACAAAGUCACAGCUCCUCUCCAUCCAAAGGUGGACGCCAACCGGCCACAAAGCAUCAAAUCACUCUCUCACCCUUUCUCCAGAGAGAAACAGCAUUUAUUCGAUCUGUCGGACAGGGACAAGUUCUUUGACAGCAAGACCAGGAGCUCGAUAGUAUAUGAGGUGCUGAAGAGGACAAGAUGCACCCGGGCUAAAUACAGCAUGGGGAUCACCAGUCUGCUAGCCAACGGCGUCUAUACGUCUGCAUAUCCUCUUCAUGAUGGAGACAUAGAGGGAGUGAAUGCAGAGCCUAAUGACAGAAAGCUGCUGUAUGAAGAGUGGGCCAGCUACAGUGUCUUCUACAAGUACCAGCCCAUUGGACUCAUCAGAAAGUAUUUUGGGGAGAAGGUUGGGCUGUAUUUCGCCUGGCUAGGAGUUUACACACAGAUGCUGAUCCCUGCAGCCAUCGUGGGAGUCAUUGUGUUUCUUUACGGAUGUGCAACGGUGGAUGAUAACAUACCAAGCAUGGAGAUCUGCGAUGCCAGGAACAACAUCACCAUGUGUCCACUGUGUGACCGAGCCUGCAGCUACUGGAAGCUGGUUACCGCAUGUGGUACAGCGCGAGCCAGCCACCUGUUUGACAACCCAGCCACCGUCUUCUUCUCCAUCUUCAUGGCCCUCUGGGCGGUUCUGUUCAUGGAGCACUGGAAGAGACGGCAGAUGCGACUCAACUAUAUCUGGGACCUGACAGGGUUUGGAGAAGAAGAGGAGGAGGAGCACAAGGACCACAACCGAGCUGAGUAUGAGUUCCGUGUGAUGCAGAAAACACUAAAAAAAGAACAUGCAACUCCUAAGGAUGAAAAGGUGAAGCUAACGUGUACAGACAGACUGCCAGCUUACCUGACUACUGUUGUCGUGAUGUGCUUCUUGAUCACUGUGACGUUUGCCAUGGUCUUCGGGGUCAUCCUUUACCGUAUCAGCAUUAAGGCGGCGCUGCACAUGAGCACCUACCCCGCAGCACGAUCCAACAUCCGAGCAACCGUCAAAACCACUGCUGCCAUCAUCAAUCUCAUUAUCAUCAUCGUCUUAGAUGAAAUCUACGCCGCCAUCGCCCGCUGGCUCACAACUCUGGAGGUUCCAAAGACAGAAAAGAGCUUUGAGGAGCGCCUCAUCUUCAAAACCUUCAUCUUGAAGUUUGUCAAUGCCUUCACACCCAUCGUUUACUUGGCCUUUUUCAGGGGCAGGCUUGUUGGGCGACCAGGAAACUACUUAUAUGUGGUUGGAUCGUACAGAAUGGAAGAGUGUGCCCAUGCCGGCUGCCUCAUGGAGCUGUGCAUCCAGCUAUGCAUCACCAUGCUCGGCAAGCAGCUGAUCCAGAACAACCUGUUUGAGAUCGGCAUACCGAAGCUGAAGAAACUGCUUCGGAAGAGAAAAUCAGACCUGGACUCAAAGCAAGAAGAAGAGCUGAACAAAUCCAUGCAGCGGCACGAGAAAGACCACUUCCUAGGUCCAUUUGUUGGCCUCAGCCCAGAGUACAUGGAAAUGAUUAUCCAGUUCGGGAUGGUGACUCUUUUUGUGGCCUCUUUCCCUCUCGCUCCCCUGUUCGCUCUUCUGAACAACAUCAUCGAGAUUCGCCUGGAUGCCAAGAAGUUUGUUAUGGAGCUACGCAGGCCAAUCGCUGUCAAAGCCAAAGACAUUGGUAUUUGGUACAACCUCCUCAGAGGCCUGAGCAAGGUAGCAGUCAUUGUUAAUGCGUUUGUCAUUUCCUUCACUUCGGAUUUCAUCCCUCGCCUCGUCUACCAGUACAUGUACAGCCCCGAUGGCUCCAUGCACGGCUUCAUCAAUCACACGCUGUCCUAUUUCAACGUCACUGACUUCACGCCGGGCACGGAACCAUUGCAGCCCAUGCACCUGGGCUACAAGGUGGAAAUGUGCAGAUAUAAAGACUACAGAGAGCCGCCGUGGUCCAGUACACCAUAUGAACUUUCCAAGGAGUUCUGGGCCAUUCUGGCAGCACGCCUCGCCUUCGUUAUUGUCUUUCAGAACGUCGUGAUGCUCAUGAGUGACUUUGUGGACUGGCUGAUCCCAGACAUCCCCAAGGACAUCAGCCUCCAGAUCCACAAGGAGAAGAUCAUGAUGGUGGAGCUCUUCAUGAAGGAGGAGCAGGGCAAGAGGCUGGCAGCGCGGGACAACCACAACCAGGACAACUGCACUUCCCCGUCAUCAGCCAAUGAGAGCCCUCCUCAGCCCCGCUCACGGCCCGUGUCCCACACAAACUGUUAUUAAGAAGCAGAAGGCGACGUGGAGGAACAAGAGCAUCAAACAAACAGCAACAAGCAAAUAAAACCCCAAUAAACCAACUGUAAAUAGAUGAAUAGUCUGUGUACUGCAGUAAUAUCUGCUUACAGCCCGCUGUAAACACUAAACAGCUGUCCACUAACAAGGCUUUUAUACUAAUGAGGGAAGCUUUGCUGCGUUCACAUUUUGGAUUACUUGCAGGACUGGACAUGUUACAAUUUCCUCACCGCUGAAACCUGAAGAAACCUUUUCACACUGUCUCUUGUCUUACAGUGUUUUACAGAUUGCCAGACACUGUCAGCCAUUAAUUAUUCAUGUUCAGCAUGUGGUUAGAUAUGACCUGUCAUUAGAUUUAAAGAGCUAUGACCACAAAACAUCAUUUAUUGGAUGUAUUUGAAAGGAACAAGCCAUUAGCGUUGUUUGCCUCGGGGGACUUUCCACGUUGAUGAGGUCAACUUUCAGGAAUCUAAGAGAACAGUCCCAAACCUCCUGAGUAGACUUUACUAACCACCUGAAAGCCAAUGUGAAUUAUAUUUCCAAGGAGCAAGCUUACACCAGCCGUCCCUCGCAGGGGACGCGAAUGCAGCUUUUGUACAGAAGACCAACACGCCAUCCAAAUGGUCCUGCUGAGAAGACUUCCCUUCUGGAAUCACUGGUGAGAUGCGGCGCUGAGGGAGUUCAUCUCCUUUUUCUAAUGUCCAAAACUCACUCAGAUAGGCCUUUUUUUUUUCUCCUUUUUUUUGCACAAUUAAAUACAAAUGCAGGACUUUUCUGAUGUACUUCUUUUAAUAUGCAACAUGGUAAAGCACAUUUACUUUUGUUGUUGAGCGGACUGCAAGGUUUUGGAAGACUUUGACAUUUGUACGUACUACGGUCUUGUGCGAGCAAUAUCCUGCUCUUAGUUUUGUUACAUUUUGAGCAUGAACAAACAGCCUAACAGCGCUGGGUGGCAUUAUUCCUGAAAGCACAAGUCACAUUAUAUUUCAUUCCAAUGAACUGGAAAUCUUAAAGUUACAAAUGGCCUGAUUUAUAGUCGAAGUGAUGUCAAUUAUCCAGGGGUGCUCCAUGUUACCAGAAUGAGAUGCUGUAGAUACUUGCUUCAUGUCCUGUUAAAGUAGUAAAAUAAGCUGUUAGUUAUUCAUAAAGUCAUGAAUAUAGCAACAUUAACAUUUAUUUGGUUGAUAAAGCAUCUUUCUCAUAAGUUAUGCAGCAAAUAAGACAGAGAAAGCUAUGUGUUUGUAGCCACUAGCUGCUUGAAAAGCCAACUGCUACCUUUUUCUGUCAUUUAAAAGAAGGGAGACAGUGUGUUAGUUAGUGAAGUACAACUUUGUUUGCAUAAAAUAUUUGCAACUCCUUUAACAAAGCAAUGCAUGUGGACCAAAAAAACCAAAUCAAUACUGUAAAAGAUGAUAAUUAUCUUGCAAAGUAAAAGUAAAAAAAAAAAAAAAAAGUAAAGCUUUGCAACAAACAUCUUUUGCUUUGCACUUAUAGUAGUAAUUUUAUUUUUGUUCAAUAAAAACAUGGAUUCGUAUAGCUUUAAAUGAAUGCUAGGCGGCUCUCCAUCCAGAAAAUACAGCUUGAAAGACAUUGCAGAUGUUAGCUUAUCUAACUACACUUAUCAAAGCCAUACAGACUACUUGUUAAACUGCUCAGCUUUAUUUAUUGGAGGGUUUCGUUGAGUAGAAUCCUGUUUGUCGUGCAGCAGCUAGUGUUAAAAAGAUGUUUGGCAAUACUAGUUAGCUAGAUAGAAUCAGCAGUUAGCAUCAGUUAUUUAAGCUUUUAACACCUGUUUUUUUCAGGGAAAGACAACGUUUAUUAGAGAAAAAGUGCAAGACCAAUAUAAAGGAUCAACUUCUACUUUCUUUGUUGAAACACAAUCUUCAACAUCUUCCUGGUCACCAGUUUUGGGACUACAGAUGUAAUUUAGGUUGUGUUUCUGUUUCUAACCAUAGCUUGGGGUCAUAGUUCGAGUCAUGUAUGCAUGAAAAGAGUAGAUGUUAAAAGGUUAAAUCAGAAACGUGCAUUUCAGGUGUUUGUUAAAGCGUUUCGGUGUGCUAACGGAUUUAGGGUCGUGUACUGAAAAUCGAAUGUAUUUAUGUUAAAAGUCGUGUAGUUCAACAUGUAUAGCAUUUACAGCAGGUGCCAUAAAGCUCAUAUGACAUCAGAAAAAUGAGAACAAGAUGGGUUUGGGGAAUCUUGCUUGUUGUACAAUACAGUGCCAAUUAUUAAAAGGGACUUUGUAUUUUUAUCACUGGAGUUGAAAGAAGCAACGUCGGUUUCUUGAUGUUUCUUGACAGCAGCUCCAGUAACUCACUUUUCCAGCCUUAUACUCUCCAGGGACAUUAAACAACCUCCCUGGUUUCUUUAGUCUUAUUUCCUGAUUUCAUACAAAGGGUGACAGUGUAUCAGCUAAAGGUUUUCAAUGUUCUUAUCUUGCCUUAUUAACCUGAAUCCGAACGCUGCAGUACUUUUAACUGUUCAAGCACAAAGACUGAAUAUUAUUUCUUUAUGUAUGUGUCUGAAAACUGCAAAAACUUAAUGUGGAAGUGACUGGAUGUCGUUGCUGAAGUGGCAAUGUACAGUCUACACUUGGUGGACAUGUGUCAGACACUGCCCCCUGCUGUAAAUAUACUGAACUACCCCCUAAAACUAACCCCCCUCCUCUUUAAGACUCAUAGAAUGUAUUGUUAUAGUUUUAAUAAACAAAGGUACACAUUAAUUUUUAGGUUAAAAUAUUGUAUUGCUGUCUAUUAGUUUGAUAACAAUGCAUUUUGAAGUGAAUUUAAAUGUUUUGAGAGGGUUUGUAUGAGUUCAUAAGGGACCAUGACAAUAUUUGUCUCAGUAACUUCAAUAUUUCUAUGAAUCAUCAGUGUGUACCUGUUUGAAUAACCUACAGCCCACGAAGAUGUCACCUCCUUUUGGGAUAUGAGUUGAUCUGUUGCUCAAACUGUCCAAACUGUUUCUGUAAGUAGACUUAGUGUCGGUGUUCAGUAAUAGAUGAUGUGCUGCCUCAGGGCUGCAGAGCCUGUCUUACCCCCCAACCCUGAACCUAUAAUGUCACAUGUGAAGCCCCCUCCUUUCCUGUCUGUCUGUUGCCAUGUUGUACUUACAGCAUCAAUAAAACUCUACAGUUGGUGACAUGCUAAUAUCUGUUAACCCUGUAGGUCAACACAUUUCACGACAUGUGUUGCUGUAUAUGCAUGUACUUGUCUGUCUAUUAUAGAUCUUUGCAAAUAAAUGAAAGAUGACCUGUC
Messenger RNA from Sphaeramia orbicularis (orbiculate cardinalfish), 6667 nucleotides. It is a transcript of the gene ano1a, whose product is annotated as anoctamin 1, calcium activated chloride channel a. Gene Ontology annotation, cellular component: plasma membrane. The transcript is spliced from 26 exons. Gene Ontology annotation, molecular function: intracellularly calcium-gated chloride channel activity; protein dimerization activity. Lineage: Eukaryota; Metazoa; Chordata; Actinopteri; Kurtiformes; Apogonidae. Gene Ontology annotation, biological process: chloride transmembrane transport. Bases 414 to 3401 code for a protein of 995 amino acids. The record is from RefSeq and is a predicted model, not a curated record.